UCAGCGACUUAUGGCGGGACGGCGGGACAUUUUGACACUGGGGUGGAACUGACACCACGUCACUGACAUCCUCAGUGACACCAAUACAGUGAUCAGUGCUAAUAAAAUCCACUGACACUGUACUAAUGACCCUGGGCAGGAAGGGGUUAACAUCUGGGAUGAUCAAAGGGUUAACUGUGUGCUGUGUGUGUGCUUUACACGGUAAGCACACUGCUUUGUAUGGCUCUGCUAUGCAGAGCCAUACAAAGCAGUGUGCAGGAGCUGACAGGGGAGAGAUCUGUAUUGUUUACAUACAGGUCUCUCCCCUGUCCAUGAUACACUGUGAUUGCUGGGUGCGGACGAGGAAUCACUGGCUAGGAUCCUUUGAUUGACAGCCGAGGCCGCUAAUGGCGGCGCG
Staurois parvus is the source of this 397-nucleotide messenger RNA. The record is from the annotation of a GenBank genome assembly. NCBI's taxonomy places the organism in Eukaryota, Metazoa, Chordata, Amphibia, Anura, Ranidae.